Cyphellophora attinorum is the source of this 2808-nucleotide messenger RNA. Its product is annotated as ATPase family AAA domain-containing protein 3. The record is from RefSeq and is a predicted model, not a curated record. Gene Ontology annotation, molecular function: ATP hydrolysis activity; ATP binding. The transcript is spliced from 2 exons. Lineage: Eukaryota; Fungi; Ascomycota; Eurotiomycetes; Chaetothyriales; Cyphellophoraceae. The coding region runs from base 1 to 2808 and encodes 935 amino acids.
AUGGAUGCUGAGAAGACCGCUACGCAGAAUCAAGAGGUGAAGAAGACCGUCAUUCCUCCGCCCGCCGAGCCAGCGCCUACACCAGAAGACGUUCAGCCUACCGAAGAGACCAAGACUACACCGCAUAAGAAGCAAGCGCGCUCUAAGAAGUCUACUCCCAAGAAAACAGCAAAGAGCAAGAAAAGUGCGAAGAAGGAAGAGUCAAGCGAUUCAUCCUCGUCAUCUUCGUCGUCCUCCGAGUCUGAACUCUCUUCCUCAGAAGACGACAGCGGCUCAUCUAGUGACGAUGGCGCGACUAAGAAGAGAAAGAACAAGAAAGCCAAGUUGAAGAAAGCCAACUCCAAGGCGGCGAAAAAGGGCAGACUCGGGAAACGACGAGCUACCCGGGAGGAAGAGGAAGACUCGUCUGACGACGAGGAUCCUGAUGAAGACGCUACAGCAGAGCUGCAGGCCGUGAUCGAGGCUCAGCGCGCCAGCCGGCUACGCAAACUCAAGCAACAGAGCAUCAGCGAAGAUCAGACCGAACUUGCCGAGCUUCUGGCUAGGCUGGGUGGUGGUGCUGCGUCGAGAGGUCUCCAGAAUCGGACUCGCAAGCAGUCUCUGGAUGCCUUGAGUACGCUCAAUCGCCGCAAUCUGGAUAUCGAAGAAAUUCGCAAGGCCGCCGAGAAGCAGAAGAAGGCGAAGGCGAAGCUGGCAAAGAAGAAGCGGGCAUCGAAGGUGGCCUUCAAGCGCGUCGAUCAGCUAUGGGAUUCGUCUAUCCAUAAUUACAAGCUGACCGAGACUGUCGAAGACAAGGAUGCCGACGAAUGGGACCAAUACAUCUUCACUGUACGGCGCAAAUUCGACUGGGAGCACAAGUACCAGGAGACCGCGGUCGACAUCAAGUCAAAGCCUUUGAAGGAAGCGCUUCAACACGUCAUGGUCGGGGUCAAAGGUGUCAGUCUUGUUGCUGACACGCCGCAUGUCGAUCCCAACAUGCUCUUCUUGUAUCUCGAGGAAACGCGAGCAUAUAUGAACAAGCUUUCGGAACAAGGCAAGUCCGCCAAGAAGAAGAAGGAUCGGAAAGAGGCCGCUGCAAAGGCUGCGCAUCUGAAGGUCCUCGUGAAGUACCUCGACAAGGACUACGCCGAGACCAAGAAGACCCUCUAUCCAAUGCUGGAGAACAAUACGAUAUCAUUCGAUCUUCUCUGGGCUCUGUUCAAGCCGAACACCAUCGCAUACACCACCACCUAUGGCGACAGCGAACAGCCUCGCGCUUUCAAGAUUGAGUAUGCCAAUAAAGAGUCGCACUUCAUGAAAGGUACGUGGUACAGCAUUGAAGGUCGAUAUCUUGAAUACGAUGGCAAGUCCUUUGGUAUGGGUAGCAUGGCUGUCCAGGUUCCACAGUUUCAAGGUGUGCGUCGCAUAUCGAUUCUGGAUUGCUACCCACUGCAGUACCACAAAGAACCUGCCGCAAUGCGGGAAACGCUUAUCGAGCGCGGCAAGAAGUUCGUCUCUCUGGAGGGCAUGCAUUACAAGUUCCACAAGGGUAUGGCGUACACCAAGAGAAAGCGGCAAAUACUGAAGAUCAACAUCAAUGGUCGAAUCAUGUGCGACCCGGCUAUUCACCGACGCAUCAACCCGAACUACCAGAUCAGCACUGUCCGACCCAAGGAGGAAGACGAAGAUAUCUUCGAAAUCAGCGAUGAUGAAGAGGAGAGCGAUUGCUGUGGCAGCAGCAGUGACGAUGGUGGCAACGAUGGCAACACUCCCUCGUCUAGUGAAGAGGCUGGUCAACAAGAGCGUCGUCGGUACAGAGUCGUCCGAGCUCCCGACGGAACAGCCACUAUUGUUGCAGUCGAGCCGGAGGACGAGGCCCAGGCUAUUUCACAGGGCGACCGGAUCGAGGAAGCCGAGAGCCGAGCAUUCAGCGAAGAGGAGCUCUUGAUCGCAUCUCCUGUCGUGCUUGGGUUUGCGUUUGGCGAGAAGCUCUGGCUCGAGUUCACCGUGUCAGGCAUCUCGGAGGUCGUCUACAACACAGAUGCAUUCGACAGUCUUGUCUUACCAGACAAUCAGAAGUCUAUAGUGAAAGCGCUAGUCUCAAGCCAUGCUUUCCACCCGUCAAAGAGCAUCGACGAUAUCAUCUCUGGCAAAGGCCGUGGUCUUUGCUGUGUUCUGCACGGUCCGCCAGGCACCGGCAAGACCUUGACGGCUGAAGGCAUCGCUGAUCUGCUCAAAUGUCCGCUGUACAUGGUCAGUGCCGGCGAUCUCGGUACUGAUCCGCGCAAUCUGGAGAAGGAGCUUCAGAAUAUUCUUGACAUCGCCCAUAGCUGGGGUGCCAUCCUGUUGCUCGACGAGGCCGACGUCUUCCUCGAGAAACGUUCGAUCCACGAUAUUCAUCGCAACGCACUGGUCAGCAUCUUCUUGCGGCUGCUGGAGUAUUUCCAGGGCAUACUGUUCUUGACAACAAACCGCGUCGAGACCUUCGACGAAGCAUUCGUUUCCCGGAUUCACCUGUCGCUCCGCUACGAGGAAUUGAGCACGAAGGCUCGACAUCGCGUCUGGAAGCUGUUCAUCGAGAAGGUCAUGAAGUCAGAAGGUACGGAAGUGGGACGGAUUACAGAUCAAGACUACGCCGACCUGGCGAGACGCGAUGUCAAUGGUAGGCAGAUCAAGAAUUUGGUGCGUGCUGCGCAGGCCUUGGCUGUGCAUGAAGAGAAGCCUUUGGACAUGAAGCACAUUAGGCGUGUCAUUGAUGUGGCGGAGAGCUUCGAGAGGGAUUUGAAGGGCGGCACGGGCUACACUGAUGCGAUGAGAAGCUACACUUGA